GCAGCUCCCACGGUGACCCCCGCACUUUCUCUCCCUCGCCGGAGCAUCACCCCGAGAGCCUCCCAAAAUGGCCACCACCGCCACAGCCAUGGCCAUGGCCACAACCUCCCCCGCGGCCCCCGUUGUCCCCGCACUCUUCUCCUCCCUUCCACAGCGCAUCCGCAUCCGCCUCUGCCCCAAACCCUUCCUCUCCUCCACCUCCCGCCGCCUUGUGCUUCCUGUCCCCAAGUCCUCAUCUUGGGACGGCUCCGCCUCCGAGCAAGAAGACGUGGAAGGGGACGCGGAGGAUUCCUCGGAAGCCGCCUCCGGGGAUGAGGUGGAGGGGGACGAGGACGACGAGAAGCCGCAGCCGGAGGCGGUGUCAUCCUCAGGGUUCCAGUUCGCGGCACCACCGGAGGGCUACAUUGAGCCGGCUCCGUUCGACGAGCUUCCCCCCGAAUCACCGGAGGACGUGGCGGCGGCCUACGAGGCUAUGUACGGGCCGGCAUUCAGCGGCGAGUCGCUGAUGGGGAACAAUGUGUUCGAGGUGCAGGUCGUGGACCCGGUCGACAUGGACCGGGACCAGCGCCCCAACGACGACUUCAGCGAGCGCGUCGUGCAGGUCAGCAGAGUCACCAAGGUCGUCAAGGGUGGGAGGCAGCUCUCUUACCGCGCCCUUGUCAUUGUCGGGGACAUGAAGGGGCACGUUGGUGUCGGCGUCGGCAAGGCCAAGGAAGUCUCAGAGGCCAUCACAAAGGCUGCUAUGAAUGGCCGCCGCAAUCUCGUUACGGUGCCACUAACCAAGUACUGCACAUUCCCGCACAGAGCUGAGGCCAACUAUGGAGCAGCGACUGUCCUGCUGCGGCCUGCUUGCCCUGGAUCUGGUGUCACUGCAGGUGGAGCAGUGAGGGUUGUGCUGGAGAUGGCUGGAGUUGAAAAUGCUCUGGGGAAGCAGUUGCGAAGCAAGAACCUCCUCAACAACGCAAGAGCUACCGUGAAGGCGACCCAGAUGAUGAGACAGUUCUCAGACGUUGCUGCAGAGCGCGGCCUGCCAAUGGAGGAGCUGUGGAAAUGAUCAGACAAACGAGGCUUCAGCUGCCUCACGGAAUACUUUUCUUUCUUCUGCUGUAUUUGUUGAGUUCGUUUUCAGUUGUAUCUAUCUAUCGGGACAACCCUUCUUCAAGAUUUUCUUCUCUAAUCUACUCUGGAAAUCGCAGAAAGUUAAGCUGGUCUACCAAUAUAUGUAGCUUCCUUCUAUUUGUACAUCACUGGAGCAAAUCAACAAAAUUGUUACAAUUGGCUUC
Molecule: messenger RNA, 1283 nt
Organism: Lolium rigidum
Lineage: Eukaryota; Viridiplantae; Streptophyta; Magnoliopsida; Poales; Poaceae
Product: 30S ribosomal protein S5-like
Exons: 2
Coding region: 68-1054 (328 amino acids)
Biological process (GO): translation
Cellular component (GO): mitochondrial small ribosomal subunit; ribosome
Molecular function (GO): RNA binding; structural constituent of ribosome
Source: RefSeq, a predicted model, not a curated record